AUAAACUAAGUCAUUCCCACUAUUUCUCAUUCUCCCACCCGAGCUUGUCAACGAGUCAUCGACAAUGGCUUCUUCGCUCCCUUCUCCUUCCUUGCUCCUCUCCACCGCUCGCCGGAAACCAUCCUCCAUCGCCGCCUCCACCGCCGUCCCUCAGACCAAGGACACGAUGCGUAUCCCACCGGAAUUCGACUUCAAGGGCUACAUGCUCACCAAGGCGGCCACCGUCAAUCGCGCUCUCGACCUCGCCGUCCCACUCGCCGAUCCUCGCCGGAUUCACGAGGCCAUGCGCUACUCCCUUCUCGCCGGCGGGAAGCGCGUCCGCCCCAUUCUUUGCGUCGCCUCUUGCGAGCUCGUUGGCGGCUCUGAAGCUUUCGCGAUCCCCCCUGCCCUUGCUGUCGAGAUGAUCCACACGAUGUCGCUUAUCCACGACGAUCUCCCUUGCAUGGAUGAUGAUGAUCUCCGGCGAGGAAAACCAACUUGCCACCGUGUUUUCGGUGAGGCCAUCGCCGUCCUCGCUGGUGACGCGCUGCUUUCCCUUGCUUUUCAUAUCCUUUCCAACCCUAAUUCCUACCCCUCCAGUCCAUCUCCUCCCUCUUCCCUCAUCGUUCGGUCCAUCUCUGAGCUUGCUUUUUGCGUUGGAUCAGAGGGUUUGGUCGCCGGCCAGGUCGUUGACAUUGAAUCAACCGGAGUUUCAGAAUCCGUCCCCAUCGACCGACUCGAGUACAUUCACCUCCACAAGACGGCAGUUCUCCUGGAGGCUUCUGUCGUCCUCGGAGCCAUUAUCGGUGGUGGUUCUGAUUCUCAGGUUGAGAAGCUCCGGCGAUAUGCAAGGUGCAUUGGGCUCUUGUUUCAAGUUGUGGAUGAUAUCUUAGACGUCACCAAAUCUUCUCAAGAGCUUGGGAAAACUGCAGGGAAGGACUUGGUGAGUGAUAAGACUACCUAUCCAAAACUUAUUGGAUUAGAGAAAUCCCGGGAAUUCGCUGAGGAGUUGAAUCAUGAAGCAAAGCAGCAGCUUGAGGAGUUUGAUUCUGAAAAGGCUGCCCCUUUGGUGCAUUUGGCUAAUUACAUUGCAUACAGACAGAAGUAGGAUGCAUUUGAGAAGUAGAUGAUGAUGAUGAUGAUUUAUGGAAAGAAUAUACAAGGUGAAUAUCUUGCUCUUGUUUUUGUUUGAAUUAAUAUUGUUGUUGUUGUUGUCCUUGUUGUUGUUGUUGUUGUUGUUGUUGUUGUUGUUGUUGUUGUUGUUCUGGUCCUUGUUGUUGUUGUCCUUGAGACGUUUGACAUUUACAUGCUAAGCAUCUGUCAAUAAAUCUGUACACAAAAUUUGGAUUAAUGGACAUAUGCUUGUUGUUGUUC
This is a messenger RNA of Dioscorea cayenensis subsp. rotundata (Guinea yam), 1353 nucleotides long. Its product is annotated as heterodimeric geranylgeranyl pyrophosphate synthase large subunit 1, chloroplastic-like. Bases 65 to 1087 code for a protein of 340 amino acids. The record is from RefSeq and is a predicted model, not a curated record. Gene Ontology annotation, biological process: isoprenoid biosynthetic process. Gene Ontology annotation, molecular function: geranylgeranyl diphosphate synthase activity. The transcript has a single exon. NCBI's taxonomy places the organism in Eukaryota, Viridiplantae, Streptophyta, Magnoliopsida, Dioscoreales, Dioscoreaceae.